Messenger RNA from Neltuma alba, 621 nucleotides. Its product is annotated as 60S acidic ribosomal protein P2A. Bases 87 to 431 code for a protein of 114 amino acids. NCBI's taxonomy places the organism in Eukaryota, Viridiplantae, Streptophyta, Magnoliopsida, Fabales, Fabaceae. Gene Ontology annotation, biological process: cytoplasmic translational elongation. Gene Ontology annotation, cellular component: cytosolic large ribosomal subunit; ribosome. The record is from RefSeq and is a predicted model, not a curated record. The transcript is spliced from 4 exons. Gene Ontology annotation, molecular function: structural constituent of ribosome.
AAUACAUAUACCUCGGCCCCCAAAUUCUCCGCCACCCUCCUACCAAAAAAGAGCAGCUGCGCAGUCCCCCGUCACUUGAAACAAAGAUGAAGGUGAUCGCUGCGUAUUUGCUGGCUGUAUUGGGAGGGAACGCGGCCCCUACCACCGACGACGUGAAGCACAUCCUGGGCUCAGUUGGUGCUGAGAUUGAUGAUGAAAGGAUUGAGUUGCUUUUGUCUGAAGUCAGUGGUAAAGACAUCACUGAGCUAAUUGCUAGUGGAAGAGAGAAGUUGGCUUCAGUACCUGGAGGUGGUGGCGCAGUUGCUGCUGCUGCUGCACCUGCUGCUGGAGGUGCUGCUGGUGGUGCUGCACCUGCUGCCGAGGCAAAGGAAGAAAAGGUGGAAGAGAAGGAGGAGUCUGAUGAUGACAUGGGCUUUAGUUUAUUCGACUGAGACUACUUCACUGCUUCCUUUAUCAGAGGGGUUUGCCGUCCUGGUCGCGAGCUUAGUACAACCACAGUUUUUGUUGUUGCAGCGGCAUAUUGAGUUAGGUUUUGCUUUUUCUUUGAGACAAUGUAAUGAUAUCAAACAAUUUGACAUGAUUAUUAAUGUUUUGAAUUAUCUUUGAUUACUGGCUGUUAAA